Messenger RNA from Trypanosoma conorhini, 801 nucleotides. RefSeq lists its product as uncharacterized. The transcript has a single exon. Gene Ontology annotation, cellular component: nucleus; proteasome regulatory particle, lid subcomplex; cytoplasm. The record is from RefSeq and is a predicted model, not a curated record. Bases 1 to 801 code for a protein of 266 amino acids. Gene Ontology annotation, molecular function: proteasome binding; endopeptidase activator activity; ubiquitin binding. Gene Ontology annotation, biological process: ubiquitin-dependent protein catabolic process. NCBI's taxonomy places the organism in Eukaryota, Euglenozoa, Kinetoplastea, Trypanosomatida, Trypanosomatidae.
AUGGACGAGCGCGGAGGCACGCCCUCGUCUGCGCAGGCAAGUCCGAUAGCCCCCAAUGCACCGAGUGUAAAGAUCCCUGCUGGGCGAAUGGUGCUGCAAGACGGCGUCGUUAAACCGUUGCUGGGGCGCGGUAUGCUGUGCCUGCUGCGGGACACUCUGAUGAAUGAGCUGAUCCUCGUGUGGGUUUCCGCUGAGGGGGGCGAGGAGCAGCGGUUUCCGCUGCCGCGGGGCAAGGUGCGGCUUAGCUGGGUGGAGAAGUGCAAAUCCGGGAGGGUGAUGCUGUUUGACGUGGAUAACGGCAAGCAGCUUCUCUUCUUCUGGGUGCAGUCCCGCUCGACGGAGCUUGCCGAGAAAACGAUGCGGCGGCUGCAGUACAUUCUGGAGCGGCACCGACACCACCCCCUCGCCGCCCCAAAGUCGGAGGCGAUGCCAAUGGCAACCUUCCGCAGGGUGCUGGCGGAGGUGUGGGAGGGGGCGGUGGCGCAGGACGUGGACCUCGACGCCCUGCUGGCCGCCCCCAAGCUGCUGGCGGCGCUGCGGGAGGAGCCGGAGUUCUACAGGGCGCGGCUGAUGGAGUACCUCCCGCCAGCGACUGCCGCGGCGACGGACGCGCCGGUGGACCUGAUUCGCCUUGUGCAGGAUUCUCAGGUGCGGUGGGCGUCUGUCAUCCUCAGCACCAUGCUUCGCCGCGAGAACACGAGUAAUUAUUUUUCCGCCCUCUUCCUGGGCGCCGCCGCCCCGUGGAGCCUGAGCGUCCUGGCGUUUGUCAUGCAAAUCAUCCAGGCCUUCUCGGGGAGGUGA